This is a messenger RNA of Culex quinquefasciatus (southern house mosquito), 1361 nucleotides long. Its product is annotated as facilitated trehalose transporter Tret1. The coding region runs from base 1 to 1353 and encodes 450 amino acids. The record is from RefSeq and is a predicted model, not a curated record. The transcript has 4 exons. Gene Ontology annotation, cellular component: membrane. Gene Ontology annotation, molecular function: sugar transmembrane transporter activity. Lineage: Eukaryota; Metazoa; Arthropoda; Insecta; Diptera; Culicidae. Gene Ontology annotation, biological process: transmembrane transport; carbohydrate transport.
AUGGUCAACAUCAUCUCCCUCGCCCAGGGCACCACUUUCGGCUGGCUCUCCCCGUACCUGCCACUGCUGAUCUCCAUCACCGAGUCACCACUGAACGCCCCCGUAACGGACAUCCAAGCCACGUGGAUCGCGUCCCUGCUGUGCGUGGGUGCCAUCUUCGGCACGGUUCUGUUCGGCUGGUCAGCGGAUCGAUUCGGCCGGAAGGUGUCCCUUUGCGGGACCGCUCUUCCACUGGUUGGAUUCUGGGCCUGUGUCGCUUUUGGACGGUCGGUUGAGAUUCUGUAUCUGGCACGGGUUCUGGCGGGUUUGGGGGCCGCCGGAGUGUUCCUGCUGGUGCCACUUUAUGUCACGGAAAUCGCUGAGGAUAGAAUACGAGGAACCCUUGGGUCAUUCUUCAUCCUGUUCAUCAACACGGGAACGCUGGUCUGCUUCAUCGCUGGAACUUAUCUUUCCUACCACACAACAUCGUACAUCUUCAUCUUUGUGCCAAUUGUGUUUCUGAUUUGUUUCACUCGACUCCCGGAAACCCCUCAAUAUUUGGUACAUCGAAACAAUUAUCCAGCAGCGGAGAAUGCCCUGAAGAUCCUUCGUGGUUACACCGCUUCUCCCGAGCACGUGGACCUGAUGAAGAAGGAUAUGGCUCAGCUAAUAGCUCAAGCUGCCAACCGUGGUGACAGCUCUGGACUUACGAGGUCCGACUUUGGUCCAUUCUACGUGAAGAAAGCUCUCAUGAUCGGAUUAGUUUUGGUAACCCUAAAUCAACUGUCCGGUUGCUUCGCCUUGAUCCAGUACGCAGCACAGGUGUUUGCCGAUGCCGGAACCGAAAUGGAUUCCAAGAUAUCAUCGAUCAUCGUGGGGAUUAUCCAACUCGCAGGAUCGUACACUUCCACGCUCGUGAUGGAUCGCUGGAGUAGGAAAACCCUGUACAUAGUAACUGCGCUGGGAUCGUGCCUUGGACUUACCAUGAUGGGAGUAUACGCGUAUCUUAGCGUAGCCAAGGUUGACGUCAGUCACCUGUACUGGCUUCCAGUGGCCAGCCUGUCCUUUGUGAUCUUCAUCGCGUCUGUCGGAAUGCUUCCGCUGACGUUUGUGAUCCUGUCGGAGAUUCUACCGGACAAGCUACGAAGCUUCGGGGGAUCCCUCUGCACUACGUUCAUGUGGGUGGUAAGUUUCGUGAUCGUCAAGUACUUUGCGGCCGCCAUUGAAGUGCUGGGGAUGCACGGCAGCAUGUGGUUCUUCGCUGGAUGCUGUAUGUUUGGAGCGGUUUUCAACGGGCUAUUUGUGCCGGAAACUCGGGGGAAGAGUUUGGACGAGAUUAAACUGACGAUGGGGUUCGAUAGUACGGAUAUGUGAGUUUUUGA